UGUUGUCUUUGAUCAAAAUUUUGAUCCCUUGAUCACCCGCCUUUGACUCUUUCCUAUGCCGUUGCUGCCCAACGCAGGUAAAUCGACUUUAGCUGAUGCUUCGGCUUAGACCAUUCCAUUCUGGGUAGCUCUGGCGAGAGAGUAUCUCUCAGUGCUCUAUGCUCUAAGCUUCAUCGACGUAUGUAAACUUUCCUGUCACAAUCAGGAAUUGAUCCAUAGGUGAGAGCACAUAGUAAGUGCUUAACAAAUACAACAAUUACUAUUAUUAUGGAUUAACUCAACUGGACACCUUCCACCAAGAGAAGACUUCCACGCCGAGGAAGCGUGAGGAUGUAGAGAGUCGCUUUAACUUCGGUUUCCGCAAAGAUUUCCUGGCUACGAUCUCCCUGGGUCCCUGCGAAGGUUGGUCAGGCUUUACUCCCCCCCGACCCAGCCCCAUUUUACAGAUGAGAAAACUGAGGUUCAGAACAGUUUCACGACUUGCCCAAGGUCACACAGCAGGGAAGUAGCAGAGCUGGGAUUAGAAACCUGGAUCUCUCUAAUCUUGCCACCAGACCCCGCUGUCCCUUCAGUUUCACUUUUGAUUUUCCGGGUUCUGCUCAAGAGUCUAUCUUCAAGAAAUGGCCAGGGAGCAAGGCUGAUUGGGUGAGAGCAAUUGGGGGAGUUUCCUUCCUCUUUUCUAAUGUUGCCUUAGACAUUUCAGGGCAUUCCUUGGAUUGCUCCUGCCGUCGACCGACUGAGGACCAUGUGGCUGUUGGUAGCCCUGGUGGUCCUGGCUGCAGGAAAUGGCAGAACGGCUGGUGCCCAGAAGUCUAGGCUGACCCUGCAUCCAAAGUGGGUCAAUGUGUUCAUUGGGGACAAAGUGACCCUGAAAUGCGACGACCCCAAUUCACUGGGGAACAUCACCACCACCCAGUGGUUCCGUAACGGUACGGCCUUGGAGAUCCAGACCCCCAGCUACAGCAUCCGGGCCGCCGCCUUCGACGACAGCGGGGAGUACCGGUGCCAGAUGGGGGACUCCCACAAGAGCGACGUCAUGCGGCUGCAUGUGAGCCAAGAUUGGCUACUCCUGCAGACUUCCGGCUGGGUGUUCCUAGUGGGCGAACCGGUGGACCUGAGAUGCCGCAGCUGGAAGGACCGGCCCUUGACCCGGGUGACCUUCUUCAAAGACCAAGAAAUAAUGAAGUUUGUCACAAAGAAUUCCAUCUUCUCCAUUCCCCAUGUCACUCGCAAUGAUCGCGGGUCCUACCACUGCACAGGACAUCUGGGCAGCCAACUAUUCGAGUCAUUACCCAUCAACAUCAUCGUCCAGGACGAGGACCGCCCCGCUGAAGGAGGUGGAGGUACAACCCCAUCUUCAUCCUGGAUCCACAUCUUUUUCUACUUGGCAGUGGGACUGCUGUUUGCCACUGACACGGAGUCCAUAUAUCAAUCCGCGGAAAAGGUUCUGGACACCAGAGACAAAUAGGUAAAGUCCAGAAACAAAUGAAGAGAGUGGGGGCCAUUAAAAUGUUCUCCCGAGGGGCCAAGAGCAACAUUGACAAGUACUGGUAAGCACUGAGAAGCAGCUUGGCACAGUGGAAAGAGCCCCGGCCUGGGAGUCAGAAGGUCAUCCCUGAUUCACCAUUGCCUGCUGUUUGACCUUGGGCAAG
Messenger RNA from Ornithorhynchus anatinus (platypus), 1652 nucleotides. RefSeq names its product high affinity immunoglobulin gamma Fc receptor IB-like. NCBI's taxonomy places the organism in Eukaryota, Metazoa, Chordata, Mammalia, Monotremata, Ornithorhynchidae. The transcript has 5 exons. Gene Ontology annotation, biological process: cell surface receptor signaling pathway. The record is from RefSeq and is a predicted model, not a curated record. The coding region runs from base 746 to 1468 and encodes 240 amino acids. Gene Ontology annotation, molecular function: transmembrane signaling receptor activity.